Molecule: messenger RNA, 249 nt
Organism: Penicillium nucicola
Lineage: Eukaryota; Fungi; Ascomycota; Eurotiomycetes; Eurotiales; Aspergillaceae
Exons: 2
Coding region: 1-249 (82 amino acids)
Source: RefSeq, a predicted model, not a curated record
AUGCCUAGCUCAUUGUCAAAGGUUGCAAGCUGGUUUGGGCUGGAGGUAGUACAUGUCGUGGUCAUCCGCCGAUCGCGUCACGGGGAUCUACGUCUUAUUCAGUCUACAUUUCCUUCGGACCAUCCUACGAAUAUUACCCUGACGCUCGAGGAGGAAGAGGCGCUUAUCCAAAGAAGACAAUCAGACGGCCUGCCAGAAAAGGGUAGCGAAAUGACGGUCGCUACAUACCAUUGCGGAGGAAUGGACUAG